UAUGUAUACCACCCAUAUUUUUAUAAUUUGACAUACAUUUUAAAUCAAACAAAUGAAAAGACUUUAUUUAUAAUUGGGGUGAUAAUAGAUGUGUUCAAUAGUUCAUGAAAUUUGCUUUUGGGAAUCUCUUAGUAUGACAUAUAUUCUAUGUGAAUCAUUAUUCCACUCUGUUGCAUUAUCAUAAAAUCACUGCUGUAAAAUGCUGUGGAUCACCUGGCACAAUGUACUACCAAACCUACCUUGAUGGCGAGACUAAUUGUGGGAAAUCUGCAAAUCUUCAUAUGAUAAGCAAUAUUCCCGAACUGAUACCUACCAGCUUCAUAAGUAAUCUACGGCGCUUCGACGACUACAUCGCUUCUAUCUCGAACUUCUAUCAUCAUGGGUGACGGAGAUUACUCAAAGGGAACUCGCGUAUACGUCGGCGGCCUGUCCGACAGCAUCAAAAAGGAAGAUCUGGAAGGCGAGUUCGAGAAGUUUGGAAAGCUCAAUAACGUUUGGGUCGCCUUCAAUCCGCCAGGUUUCGCUUUCAUCGAAUUUGCCAGCAAGGACGAAGCCGAAACAGCCUGUGAUAAUUUGAAUGGUACAGAAGUGUUAGGUUCAAAGUUGCGCGUAGAAAUAUCGCGGGGUCGCGGCCGUGGUCCUAGGGGUGGCGGCGGUGGCGGUUUCCGAGGAAGCAGGGGCGGUGGUUUCCGCGGUAGCCGGGGUGGCGGCUUUAGAGGCAACUACGAAAGUGGUUCCAGGGGCGGCGGUUUUAGAGGUCGGGGGCGAGGACGCGGCGGUUUCGAUCGCGACUCUUAUGGCGGCGGGCGCGGUGGUUAUGGAAGUCGCGACAGCUAUGGCAGCCGUGAUGGCAAUCGCGAAAACUUUGGAAAUGGUAGUUACGAUUCAUACGGGGGCGGUAGGGACGGGGGUUCAAGGUACAGAUCACGAUCACCAGUUAGCGGUGGGAGAAGAUAUUAGUAGUAUAGUUUUAAAUAUUAAAUAAUUCUUUUUUAUUUUUGUGGGAGUCAUUUUUUAUAUGUAUACCACCCAUAUUUUUAUAAUUUGACAUACAUUUUAAAUCAAACAAAUGAAAAGACUUUAUUUAUAAUUGGGGUGAUAAUAGAUGUGUUCAAUAGUUCAUGAAAUUUGCUUUUGGGAAUCUCUUAGUAUGACAUAUAUUUCUAUGUGAAUCAUUAUUCCACUCUGUUGCAUUAUCAUAAAAUCACUGCUGUAAAAUGCUGUGGAUCACCUGGCACAAUGUACUACCAAACCUACCUUGAUGGCGAGACUAAUUGUGGGAAAUCUGCAAAUCUU
Messenger RNA from Ctenocephalides felis (cat flea), 1296 nucleotides. RefSeq names its product RNA-binding protein Rsf1-like. Bases 379 to 960 code for a protein of 193 amino acids. Gene Ontology annotation, biological process: mRNA splicing, via spliceosome. The transcript is spliced from 2 exons. Gene Ontology annotation, cellular component: nuclear speck. Lineage: Eukaryota; Metazoa; Arthropoda; Insecta; Siphonaptera; Pulicidae. The record is from RefSeq and is a predicted model, not a curated record. Gene Ontology annotation, molecular function: RNA binding.